Molecule: messenger RNA, 1083 nt
Organism: Effrenium voratum
Lineage: Eukaryota; Dinophyceae; Suessiales; Symbiodiniaceae
Source: the annotation of a GenBank genome assembly
AUGACCGUUGCCCAGACAGCCUAUUCGGUAUCCGAACCCAUCACGACUGGUCUGACAGCGCUGGAACGCUUCGGACAUGUGGAGCGUCCGGACUUGCGCUACACGCCCGAAAUAGCCGAAGCGACGGCGCCGAUCUUCGAGAAGGUCAAGCACUUCAUCCCGGCCAUCGAAUGGGCCGCGCUCGCACCGACGAUCCAUGCGAUCAACAAGCUGAAAAAAGAGCGCAACGCGGUGAUUCUCGCGCAUAACUACAUGACGCCGGACAUCUAUCACGGUGUUGCCGACAUUUUCGGUGACAGCCUUCAACUCGCCAUCGAGGCGACCCGAACGGAUGCGGAGGUUAUCGUCCAGUGCGGUGUGCAUUUCAUGGCGGAAACCUCGAAGAUUCUCAGCCCUGAAAAGACGGUUCUGAUCCCUGACAUGCGAGCCGGUUGUUCUCUGGCGGAAUCCAUCACCGGAGCGGACGUUCGCGCCCUGCGGGAACGCAAUCCCGGCGUUCCGAUCAUCACCUAUGUCAACACAUCGGCCGAGGUGAAAGCCGAAUGUGAUAUCUGCUGUACGUCUUCCAACGCCUUGCAGGUGGUCGAAAGUUUCGGCGUUGACAGGGUUUUCCUUGUUCCGGACAAGUAUCUGGCUGCCAAUGUCGGCAAGAAAACAGAUGUCGAAGUCCUGGUCUGGGACGGUGCCUGUGAGGUUCAUGAGCGCUUCACCGCCGAAGAACUUCGCGACUAUCGCAGGAUCGAGCCUGAUGUGAAAAUCAUCGCUCAUCCGGAAUGCCCGCCGGAAGUUGUUGCCGAAGCCGACUUUGCCGGCUCGACCGCUCAUAUGAUCGACUGGGUCAAGACAAGGCGGCCGGAAAAGGUGAUGAUGGUCACCGAAUGUUCGAUGGCGGACAAUAUCGCCAGCGAGACCCCCGAUGUGAACUACAUCCGGCCGUGCAACCUGUGUCCGCACAUGAAACGCAUCACGCUUGGCAAGAUUCUCGACAGCCUUGUCGAGAUGAAAGAGGAAGUUGUGGUCGAUCCGGUAGUCGCAGAUCGCGCACGCACGGCGGUUGAACGGAUGAUCAACUUGAAAAUCUGA